This is a messenger RNA of Drosophila obscura, 1250 nucleotides long. RefSeq lists its product as uncharacterized. The record is from RefSeq and is a predicted model, not a curated record. Bases 374 to 1228 code for a protein of 284 amino acids. NCBI's taxonomy places the organism in Eukaryota, Metazoa, Arthropoda, Insecta, Diptera, Drosophilidae. The transcript has 2 exons.
CAGCCCAUAGGCUGCAAGCUCAUGCUCCCGAAGCAUGAAAGCUUUUGGAGCGGCCUCUUCAGUGCUCAUUAGAUUUAAGCUUAAUCAUACCAGAGUUAGUUGAAAUCAGACCUUGGAAUAAAGCACAACGCGCACGCGCAUCAUUUUCCGCAAAUUACAUACAUCUUCUUCUUAUUGUUUGGGCACCUAAAUCCCACGAGCCACCAGAAGUGAAGGACGAGAAAAGCAGGCAAGGAUCUCCCACUACAAUCAGUGGUCCUUCGAGCCGGAUUUCAUCAUUGGAUUUUUUUUUAUUUUUCACCGAAAAAAAAUCACGGAGAUCAUCCCCCCAAUCCGCUUGCCCCAGCUUGCUCAAGAGGAAUUGCCAGCUAACAUGACUCCUCGUCGUCGUCCAUUAACGCGCAGCCAGCCCAGAGGAUCGGACUGUUUUCGCUGUCGGGUCUGCCGUGGAGUCCACGCUCUACGCAAAUGCCAGCGGUUCCUCACGCUAAGUGCCGAAAAGCGUUUACGGGCAGUGAUCAUCAAUAAGUACUGCCACAAUUGCCUGGCCCACCAACACUCAGGGAGCUCAUGCCGAAGCGGCGACACGUGCCGGGUUUGCGGGAAGAACCACCACACUCUCCUCCACCUAGAGGGAUCACAGCGGACUCCACGUCCCAAGGCUCGCUCGACUGUGCCGAAGGCAAGCUCGCCCACAGCGAGAUCGCGCUCCAGAUCCGCUGCUCCUCCAACGACGCUGACAUCGCUCCUUCAGUCCAGGAGCACUAGCGUCCUCCCAACAGCAGUGGUUGUGAUCGACACGGGUCUCAAGACGUUCGAAGUGGGCGCUCUAAUUGAUCCGUGCAGUCCAGUCAGCCGCAUCAACGCAUCCUUGGCAACGGCCUUCGGGCUUUCCGUCACUCGCGUUGGUGCGGAAGGUGCUUGCACCACCUUCAUCCUUUCUAAGGUGAAGAGCGAUGUCAGGCUAGAGGUGGUCCUGACGGUGGAGCCUCAGCUCCAAAUACGAACACCGACGAGACCCCUGGGAGACCACGUAAAGGAGCACUUCGCCAACAUGGACCUGGCGGAUGCUCAAUUCCAUCGGCCAUGUACCAUUUCCUUGGUACUCGGAGCCGACGUAUAUCCAAAGGUGAUUCUGCCAGGAGUGGUCCCAAGCACGGACGGCUUCCCAGUUGCGCAGAACACUGUGUUCGGGUGGACUCUCUCUGGCACUUGCAACACCGUGUGAACAGAGAAAGGCGGCCCUUCCC